This is a messenger RNA of Harpegnathos saltator (Jerdon's jumping ant), 1034 nucleotides long. Its product is annotated as UPF0454 protein C12orf49 homolog. The transcript has 4 exons. NCBI's taxonomy places the organism in Eukaryota, Metazoa, Arthropoda, Insecta, Hymenoptera, Formicidae. The coding region runs from base 60 to 1034 and encodes 324 amino acids. The record is from RefSeq and is a predicted model, not a curated record. Gene Ontology annotation, biological process: positive regulation of SREBP signaling pathway.
UGAGGUGGCCCUUAUAUCGUAUAGAUUUAACGUGAAUCGCACAGCGAAGCACGAGAAGGAUGCCAAGUUACAUGAGUCUGGUCAGAUUAAUCAGGCGACGUCUCGUUCUCGGACUCAUCUUCGCUUUGUCAUUGACCUACUGUGCCUUUUCUUUGCUUCGAAAUGAGAAAAGAUCACUAAGCAUAGACAGUGAUCUCGACGAUAUGGAUCCUAUGAUGAUUAAUGAUAACAAUGAGGACCUGAUGUCUGAUGACGACGUACUUUCAGAACAAUCCAAGACAUCCGGUAAAGCUCCGCUAUGGCAGAUGGAACUUCUUGAGCGUGCCUUCAGUGAGAAUGCGGCGAGUGUAGACACCGCUAACCUGAACGAAAGUGAUGCUUCCACUCAACCAUGUCGCAACUCUAUUCAAGGGAAAGCUUUAAUAGUAGAUGAGCGAGGAAUAGUAUGCGCCAGGCACGAGGUUCUACCGAAUGGAUGUUGCAGAAUAGAGCAAAAGCAGAGCCCGAAGAACGAGGAGACGCCGAUUAUGGCCAGGAGGGAGAGAUAUAGCUGCAAAACGUGCAAUCCUCAAGGAUGCUGCACCAUCUACGAAUAUUGCGUCUCCUGUUGCCUGCAUCCUGGCAAGCAAAUCAAAGGUCGGAAGGAUGUGGUGUCGGGCUCCGUGAAGGCGCAGAAGGAGGAGGACGCGGUGAGAACGCGCAUCCGCAAUCUCGACCGCUUCCAGAUCUGCUUAGCCGCCUGUCGCACGUCGAGCGCCAGCGUACGACACGAGAAUACCUACAAGGAUCCCUUCGCCAAGCACUGCUACGCCAUGCAGCCAUCCAAUUCCCAUCAACGGCACCGGCGCGACGUUGUUAACUCAUUAAAUAAUAACGGCGACAGUCCCGCCGUUGUCGUUACUUUUUCUUCUGCGGUGACGUUUCUUGCCCACCUCUCUCCCAAAUGCCGCUCUUCGUACCGUUGUCCCGCACCGUCGUCGAAUGAGUCCUGUACCGUAUUGUCCUGCACCGAUCCCCGCGUUAACGUUAUUUGA